UCGGUGCAUAAUCAAAUCGAGUGAGAUGUUUCUGAUUCUGACAGAAAAAUCGUAAAACAAGUGAGAAGCCAUUAUCAAUCCAAGCGGAGCGAUUACCCUGCGAAAAAAUGUGUUAAUUUCGCAUGAAAAUGCGAUAGUUACCGAAUUUCAAGGGAUUUCAAAGAAUACCAAAUGGAUAACGAUGGCGAUGUGAUUGUGAUCAAGGAGGAAGAGGGCGAUGGAGAACGCAACCAGGAGGACGAACCGGUCGACGUCGACAAUGAGCCGUCGCCACCUCCGAUGCUGCCGCUGCACGGUCUGCAGUCUAUGUUCGAUACCAUCGACUACCUGAUCGUCCAGGAUGGCUACCAAUGUGCGGCCUGCCCGGAGAAUCGUCGUCGAUCGUUUCCGGAUAUGCCGGCCCUGCGACGGCACAUGGUCCGCCAUGUUAAGGAAGGCGAGAGUCGGUGUCCCGGUGUGAAGAAGGACUUCUUGUGCAACCACUGCAAUCGUACCUUCGAGCGAAUUGACCUGCUGAGGAAACAUCUGCUGGAAGCGUUGAGGGUGGAGUACGGUCCCGGCAAGUCCGAAAGCGAUGACGACGAGGACGACGGGGAUGGCGAAGGGACGGGCGAGUCCAUCAUAUACAUCGUCAAGAAAGGGCGGCUGACUUGUUCGGCUUGCGAUGCGGAAUUUGGACCGGUGACCCGGUGGAAUAGGGAGAAGUUCAAGCUGCACGUUGGAGAGGUUCACUGGACGCCACCACCUCUCAAGUGCGACGAAUGUGGUAAACGGUUCAACAAUGCGGACAAACUGGAGAGACAUAUUCUCCGGCAUGCGGAAUCACUGGAAGUGGGAUGGAUGGGUUCACAACCGUCGACUUCAGCUUUGGCUAGUGUCAAAAUGGAAGAGCAUGAUCCAAUUGACUCGACAGCCCUUUCGGAUGAACUGCAAGAUCCGAUGGACGUUUUGCAAGUGCAGGAGAUGACCGAGAUAGAGGUCAAGGUCGAACUACAGGACGGCGAACCGAACGACUAUGUCGUAGAAACCCGUAGCAGCAGUGAAAAUUCAUCUUCCGAAUCGGAAAGCUCCGACUCCGAUUCGGAUUACGGUCGUGGUAAGAGGCAGAAGAAGAGGCGUAAAGCUAAGGCCAAGGCCGAAGCCAAAAAACUUGCGACCGCCCGGAAGAUCUCCGGCGGCGAGGACGGUUCCAUCAUCCUGGCUUGUAAUCUGUGCGAAGAAGGAUUUCUGGUGCAGGAGUUGCUCGAUCGUCACAUGGCCCAGAAGCACGACGAUCGCGAUCGUCCAUUCCGGUGCUCGGAGUGCUCCAAGACCUAUUUGACCAACGGUAACUUGCAGGAGCACAUUCGCAUGGCUCAUUCGGGUGUGAAAUUCACCUGCAAAGAAUGUGGCAUCAAUCUUUCGACCAAAAGUUCCUGGAAGCGACACAUGCAGGGUCACACGGAGGAAGGUUACACCUGUGAGCUUUGCAAGGAAAAGUUCUCAUCGCAUACAGUGCUGGCCAAGCACAGGCGACGUGUACACGAGAAAGUGCAAAAGAAUUUCAUAUGCCUCGAAUGUGGAAGUACUUACGAUGAUAACGCUUCACUUCGCGAGCAUCGAUUGUCCCACACCGACAUUCGACGGUGGGAGUGCGAAACUUGCGGCAUGAAAUUCAAACGGAGCCACAAUCUAUCGGUUCAUCGCAAGACGCACCUUGCCCAGAAGAAGCCUGUUCCAACCAUCAAAUGUCAGGAAUGCGAUGAAAUGUUCACGACAAAAAUGGCUCUGGCAGCACAUCGAUACGUGCACGGACGAUACGUCUGUAAGAUUUGCAAAAGAACAUUCGAGACGCAAAGCGGUUUGAUGCAACAUCGGAAGGAUGACCACAAGCUGAUCAAACACACAGGCACUGAGUGCCGAACGUGCCAUGCAAAGUUCCAGAAUUCAGAGGAGUUGCUCGAACACCGACAGGAACUUCAUGCCAACGAUCCCAUGUUGGAAUGUGAUGUUUGCAAGGCCAGAUAUCCUACGCCAGCGGCGCUGAGAACUCACCAACGCUACCACGACAAGGUCAUCCUCUACAACUGUCCAAACUGUCCGGAAGCUUUCAAUUCCCAGCUGUUGUUGGAUCGACACCUGAAAGUCGACCACAAGGAUAAGAAGAACCACAUCUGCGAUCUGUGUGGCAAAGGAUAUCCAACCAAAAGGCAAAUUGCCGCACAUUUGAUACGACACAAAAAUCCCAAUAGAAGUCAGUCCGAACCUCCCGGAUGCCACAUUUGCGACAUGUGCGGCAAGGAGUUCCGAUUCCGCAUGACCUUGAAGCGCCACGUGUUCAACACGCACACCAACCAGAACACCUUCAAGUGUGAUCAGUGCGAUAAGGUGCUGGCCUCGGCGGAAGGCCUAAAGCUGCACCAGCGGUCCCAUUCCGAUGAUCAGUCAAUAAUGUGCGAACUGUGUGGCCGAUCCUUCCUGCAACCUUACCGGCUGAAAGUCCACAUGGAGAGUCACAUGCGAGAAGGAAACGAUUACCGCUGCCACAUCUGCAGCCGAACGUGCCGCGAUCCCCAAAAGCUUGAAAUCCACAUGAAGCUGCACACUGGCGAGACGCAAUUCCAUUGCACCCAGUGCCAGAGAUACUUUGUCACCAAACGGCACUACAAGCUGCACAUGCAACGGAUCCACGAGACGGAAGUCAAGUGUCUACGCUGCGACAAGAUAUUCCCCACGCCGAAGAAAAUGAGGCUGCACAUCAAGAUACACGACUUCCCGGACUAUCUCGAGUGCCCCAAGUGUUACACGUGUGUCAAGGACAAGAAGACGAUGGCUCGCCACAUGAAACAGCACGAGAACGAAGGCGUCCGGGUUCCCUGCCAGUACUGUCCGCUGACGUUCGCGACGAAGAAAACCCGGAGGAAACACGAACGCCACAUGCACAGCGAUGAGGUGGUCCAGAUGGUCGGGCACCAAAUGGUGGACGAAGAGGAGGAGGGAGCCGAGGACUAUGAAGAUGAGGACGAAGACAUGUUGGCUGGUGUUGGGGAGCGCGAGGAUGAAGUAAGCGUCGGGUAAGUAUAGGUGUGUGGUUAAUGUGAACAAGCGUAUUGUGUUUUGCAUGAGA
This is a messenger RNA of Aedes aegypti (yellow fever mosquito), 3106 nucleotides long. RefSeq names its product zinc finger protein 665. NCBI's taxonomy places the organism in Eukaryota, Metazoa, Arthropoda, Insecta, Diptera, Culicidae. The record is from RefSeq and is a predicted model, not a curated record. The coding region runs from base 172 to 3057 and encodes 961 amino acids. The transcript has 3 exons.